Molecule: messenger RNA, 2219 nt
Organism: Octodon degus (degu)
Lineage: Eukaryota; Metazoa; Chordata; Mammalia; Rodentia; Octodontidae
Gene: Tpbgl
Product: trophoblast glycoprotein like
Exons: 2
Coding region: 1-915 (304 amino acids)
Biological process (GO): negative regulation of canonical Wnt signaling pathway
Cellular component (GO): plasma membrane
Molecular function (GO): protein binding
Source: RefSeq, a predicted model, not a curated record
AUGGCCCCGCGCGCGGGACGGCCCGAGCUUCGGGGGCCGCUGCUGCCGGGGCUGCUGCUCGCGGCGGCGGCGCUGAGCCGGCCCGCCGCGCCCUGCCCCUUUCAGUGCUACUGCUUCAACAGCCCCAGGCUGCUGCUGAGCUGCGCGCCGGGCGCCGAGCUCCGGCAGCCGCCCCGGGACGUGCCGCCCGACGCGCGCAACCUCACCAUCGUGGGCGCCAACCUGACCGUGCUGCGCGCGGCCGCCUUCGCCGACGGGGACGGGGGCGCGGGCGUGCGCCUGCCCUUCCUCAGCGCGCUGCGCCUCACGCACAACAACAUCGAGGUGGUGGAGGACGGCGCCUUCGACGGGCUGCCCAGCCUGGCGGCGCUCGACCUGAGCCACAACCCGCUGCGCGCCCUGGGCGGCGGCGCCUUCCGCGGGCUCCCGGCGCUGCGCUCGCUGCGGCUCAACCACGCGCUGGACAACCCCUUGCGCUGCGGCUGCCCCGCGCGCCCCCUGCUGGCCUGGCUGCGCAACGCCACGGAGCGCGUACCCGACGCGCGCCGCCUGCGCUGCGCCGCCCCGCGGGCGCUGCUCGACCGGCCUCUGCUGGACCUGGACGAGGCGCGGCUGCGCUGCGCAGACGGCGACCUCGACGGGCGUGGAGAGGAGGCCGACGCCGCGGGCCCGGAGCUGGAAGCCUCUUACGUCUUCUUCGGGCUGGUGCUUGCGCUCAUCGGCCUCAUCUUCCUCAUGGUGCUCUACCUGAAUCGCCGCGGCAUCCAGCGCUGGAUGCGCAACUUGCGCGAGGCCUGCCGGGACCAGAUGGAGGGCUACCACUACCGCUACGAGCAGGACGCGGACCCGCGUCGCGCGCCCGCGCCCGCCGCCCCCGCCGGCUCCCGCGCAACGUCCCCAGGCUCCGGCCUCUGAGCCUCGCGCCUGGAGGUGGGGGCCGCCCCGCCGGCCGAAGACCUCGCUGGGGAGCGCGGAGCUCCGGGCCCACCCAGAGCAGCCCUAGACGUGGACUAUGGCGUUCCCUUCGGGUGCUCCAAGCUGUACCCCCUCCCAGGAGUCACCACAUCUGAUUCCACAAACUGCACCUGCCCACCUGCUCUGAAAGCCCGCACAUGCUUUCCAGAAUCACCUAGAGACUCUUUCAAUCCCGGAAACAGACAGCCUCCACCACUCUGCUUUGAGCCUGCUGCCUGCCCUGCACUGACCCUAACCCCAGCUGAAAGCCCUCGGUCCCUCUUCCCACGGCUCAGAGGCUUCACGUCCCAUUCUGGUCUCCAAAGCCAAGCGCCCCCAUCAGAAGGAUUUUUAGACUUUGAGCCCUUUGUGCUGCCCAGGAGCUCUGAGCCUCCAUUCUGCUUGGAGACCUGCGUCCUGGGGCCAACGGUUGGCCCCAGCCCCUACCCUGACGGUGCACUCCGCACCCCAGCCCUGGCUCAGCCCCUCUCUUCCGUGGCUCGGGUUUAAGACUUCCAUCCCAUCUGCCUUUCCCUUUCCAAGGAGGAGCAGCCGUUUUCUAGCCUUCAUGUGGCUUCCAUCCUCAGCCUUCUCCACCAGUGUUCUGACCCCUCACCACUCUCUAUAGAUGCCCCGACCUCAGACUCCUCACUCAUCCACCCGAGGUUCAUGUCCCCACCUAAGUUUAAGCUCUCAUUCCCCUAUACCCAUAACUUGGGCUUGUAGCCACCCUGCCCUUCCCCUGCCAGAGUUCCAUCGAGGAAUCCAUGGCUGGGCUGGGCCACCCCCUUCCCUCCCAGGAUGAGCUCUCAGCCCCACGAGACAAGUGCAGAUGCCAGCAUCUCCAGUCCUCAUGGGGAAGGAGAGUGCUCGUUGUGUCCCGGAUGGUGGCACAUCAGAGCCGGGGUUGCAGGCCCUUCAUGGCCUCAGAGUUGUGAGGGAGGGCCUGUUUCUUCACGCUGCUCUCCCCUGCCCCACUGUCUUGGGGGACUCCUUGUCACCACACCCCCACCCCAGCUGGUAGGCCUCUGGGAGAGGAUUAGGGUCUCACUUCCUGUCUCAGGCACAAACCCUCCUGUUCAGGGUCAGAGCCUCAGCGCCCUGCCUUGUGCAUGAUCCCAAAGCACAAUUGGUGAGUGGGGACUCGGCUGUCCUCCCUGACCCCUGCCGCAGGCCAGGCAGAACGGCUGGCCUGUGCUGCCUCUGCUCACAGGAUGUCUCCUUCCCUUACCAUGUCGGCUCCAGGCCCACCUUCCUAGCCCUUC